Molecule: messenger RNA, 1785 nt
Organism: Aspergillus ibericus CBS 121593
Lineage: Eukaryota; Fungi; Ascomycota; Eurotiomycetes; Eurotiales; Aspergillaceae
Product: Hsp70 family protein
Exons: 10
Coding region: 1-1785 (594 amino acids)
Molecular function (GO): ATP binding; ATP-dependent protein folding chaperone
Source: RefSeq, a predicted model, not a curated record
AUGUCGGAAGAAGGGCCCUCCAUUGUCGUUGGUCUGGACUUUGGGACGACCUUCAGCGGGUCUGCACACGUUCAAAAAGCUUCUACUAUACAUAUUGACGGGACUAGGAUUGCAUGGGCCUUCAAAGGAUCCACAGACAACAUUGAAGUGAUGUCCACCUGGCCCGGGGGAGGCAACAGAACAUCCGUGAAAGUCCCCUCAGUCGUAUCCUACAAAACCCAACCCUCCACCUGGGGCUACCAAGUUCGAACGUUCACCGAGGCAUUCCAUGGCAUCAAGCUCCUUCUUGACGAAGACCAGGAAACAAAGUACACCCCCUCUCUGGUCUCUAAGGAGCUGCUCCAGAAGUACGAUACAGAUGCUGUCCAGGUGACAGCGGACUAUAUCCGACAUCUGGUUCGACAUGCCCAAGAGACCCUUGAGCGACGACUUGGAGUUGCCGCAAAGACCAUGGAUAUGCGUUUCGUCCUGACAGUCCCAGCGGUUUGGGGUGACAAGGCCAAGCACAAUACCUUGCGGGCUGCGGAGAAGGCAGGAAUCCCCGCGGAGGAUGUUUCUCUUGUGUCGGAACCAGAGGCUGCUGCUCUUUACUCGUUGCGCGCCACCCAACCGAACUCAAUCUCGAAAAAUGACGUAUUCAUCGUAUGCGAUGCCGGUGGUGGGACCGUGGAUCUUAUCUCGUACCAGAUUACAGAACUAGAGCCUCUGGCGCUUAAGGAGGUAGUGAAGGGAGCAGGCCGCAUUUGUGGGUCAAUGUUGUUGGAUCAACGAUUUGACGCAUUGCUUAAAGAAAGAACGGGACUCGGUGGCUACGCCACUCUAUCCGACAAUGCCAGAGAAUCCGUGUUGUCCUACUGGCAAGAUCGAGUGAAGCCUAAUUACGUGGGCAAGUAUGAUGAUGAUUAUGCGGACAUUGACUACUUUAUCCCCGUCCCAGGAGCGCGCGAUGACCCAUUGAUUCCAAUAGAAGAUGGAUUUUUCCAACUCACUAGGUAUGUGAAUAACCUCCAAAAUUUGCGAGGGAUGGGGUUUCUCAGAGUAUCCAGUGAUGGCAUCGCAAACAUCUUUGAGCCCAUUCUUCGGGAUGUAGAAUCGCUUGUUGCCGAGCAAGUUGAGGGAAUCAAGAAGUCAAAGCUCACUCCCAAGGCAAUCAUUCUCGUCGGGGGCUUUGGCUCUUCCCAAUUUCUUUUUCACCGUUUGCGGGAAAUGAACCCUGGUGUGACUGUCUUGCAGCCCCCUGACGCGUGGUCCGCAGUCGUAAGAACCAGUGGCGCAGUCUAUCGUGGGCUUGACGGCAAUCAGGUAGAGAGUCGCAUUGCCCGUCGCAGUUACGGCAUCAAGUACAAUACCCACUAUAUCGAGGGCAAGCAUAGCCCGGAAACCAUGACCUGGGACAAUCAUCUGGAGAGGUACGCGGCUACGGGCCAAAUGGAAUGGUACAUUAAGAAGUUCUCGAAAAUAUCCGAAAAUGAUCCGAUCAGAGUGCCAUUUUUCCGUACAGUCGGAAUAACGGAUACCAGGGGACUACUCUUCACGGAACAGCUUAUGUUCUGUAACUCUGAUAACCCACCAGACGAGAGAGACAGAGAAACAAUCCGACUCUGCUGCUUAGAAGCGGAUCUCCGCAAAAUUCCCCGCGAUCUGUUUGAAAAACGAUGCAACUCCAAGGGAGUAGAAUACUAUAAGAUUGAUUUUACUUUGGUCUUGAUUCCUACAUCGGCCUCCUUGUUGUUUGAACUAGAGUUUAACGGAGUGUCCUACGGCAGUGUUCGCUCGAAGUACUGA